UAAAAUGGAUUCUUAUGCAAUGCAGAUUCGGCGAGUAUGGCUUAAUCAGGAUGGAGAAGGAUUGGCGGAUCUCUUGUCUUUGCGACAUAGUCAUGUUUCAAUACCUCAAAUAGGAUCAGAAACUGCCGUAAACAAAGCCAUGGAACAUAUAUCUACACCAUUAGACGACUUGGUACUUUGUCACUUAAAAGCUGUAUCUGCUAUGAACAAGAACGAUCCUUUAGCUAUGUACAAUUAUCAAAGCUCUGCUGUACAGUAUCUUGCAAAGAUUCUACAAAUGCAGAAAGAAGAAAAUUGGAUGUUACCAGUAAUGAAUGUAAUGUGUUUGGAACUAAGACUAUUGGCAAUAGGUGCAGAAAAUUCUAAAAACAAUAAAAAUGUAAAGCCUGGUGAAGUCCUGGAGAAAUGUGCUGAAUGCUUGAUGGCCUGUUUUCGAGUUUGUGCGGCUGACAGUAGAAGUUCAGAAGAAGACACGAAACGAUGGGGAAUGCUAGCCUUAAUUAAUCAAUUACUGAAAGUUUAUUUCAGAAUUAAUAAAUUACAUUUGUGCAGACCUUUGAUACGGGCUAUAGAAUCAUCCCCUUAUAAAGAUCACUUUGCAUUAGCGCAACAAAUUACUUAUAAGUUUUUCGUUGGCCGGAAAGCCAUGUUUGACAGCGAUUAUAAGAUUGCCGAUGAAUAUCUGACUUAUGCAUUUGAACAUUGUCACAUACAAUGCUCAAAAAAUAAGAGAUUGAUCUUGACUUAUCUUAUACCUGUCAAGAUGCUACUGGGAUAUAUGCCCAAGCAACAUCUCUUAGAGAAAUAUAAUUUAAUGGAAUUUUGGGAACUGAUGGAAUCUGUAAGGAAAGGAGAUUUACGUUCUUUAGAAGGAGUAAUGGCAAAACAUGAAACUUUUUUUAUUGACGCAGGCAUAUAUCUAAUCGUGGAAAAACUCAAACUGAUCGCUUAUAGAAAUUUAUUUAAGAAAGUGUACUUAGCAUUAAAUACACAUCAAAUACCAGUGCUGAGCUUACUUGUGGCGUUACAGAUGUAUGGAAUGGAGGAUAUAGAUAUGGAUGAAACAGAAUGUCUUCUUGCCAAUUUAAUAUAUGAAGGCAAGAUUAAAGGUUACAUAUCUUAUCAGCAUAAAAAAUUAGUUAUAUCGAAACAAAAUCCUUUUCCACCAUUAUCUACCAUUAUACCAUAAUUUAUUAUAACUGUAAUCGUAAUUAUUGUUACU
This is a messenger RNA of Atta colombica, 1222 nucleotides long. It is a transcript of the gene PCID2, whose product is annotated as PCI domain-containing protein 2. The record is from RefSeq and is a predicted model, not a curated record. Gene Ontology annotation, molecular function: RNA binding; double-stranded DNA binding. The transcript is spliced from 5 exons. Lineage: Eukaryota; Metazoa; Arthropoda; Insecta; Hymenoptera; Formicidae. The coding region runs from base 5 to 1189 and encodes 394 amino acids. Gene Ontology annotation, cellular component: transcription export complex 2. Gene Ontology annotation, biological process: post-transcriptional tethering of RNA polymerase II gene DNA at nuclear periphery; transcription elongation by RNA polymerase II; poly(A)+ mRNA export from nucleus.